CCCUGGUUCAGAGUCCAGUUCUUGCUCCCUUUUUUUCUGUUGAAUUUUCUAUGGCUCCACUGUCUGUUAAUCUGUUCUAUUUUUUUCCAUCAAUCAUCAUAGGCCACACUUGUUUCUUGUAAUUCUGGAUUGUUAUGAAUUGAAUGUUAUUGUUCCAGCAUAUUGAAUUUUCUUCUCAUACGUUUGAAUGAAUUAGCAGAAGAAUAAUGGAGCAUCAAUCUUCUGGGAGGUUCCAGAGGCCAAAAGGGACUAGCACAAAGCAGACAUUGAAGGUGAUGCUAGUUUUGGCUGUUUGUGCCUGGUUGGUAUAUCAGAUCCAGAAUUCAAGGAGCAAGACAGAGAACUAUGGAAGUCAAACUAAGAUUGUUGUUUCAGGAUAUGGAGCUAAGUCUUUGGGGCGUAAAGGAAUUGAAUCGCGGUUGGAUGAAAAAGCUCUUCCUGGUGAACAUGUUAGCAAGAAUGCUGAAUCAGAAUUCUUAGAGAAGGAGAAUGGUGAGGAUGCAGGGGUAACAGAGGAUAUAGAUGAGGUUCAAAGCUUUAAUGAUGAAAAUGGUGUUCCACCUGAUGGUAAUGAAACUGAUAUAGUGAUUGGAGAAAACAUUCCAAAUGUUGGUGGAAGUUGGGUUAAAAUGAUCAACAUUUAUGAAGUCAGGUAUGGAGAAGACAAUGAUGUUGAAGUGAAUUUGGAAGGAUCAAACAAAGGUGUCACAGCUGAAGAAGAAAUUAAUAUGGGAACUAUUGCUCAUGAUGAUGAUACUUCAGGGAUCAAAAGCAAUUCAGAAAUUGGUGAAGGAGGCAGGGUGGUUUUGUGAGAUUGUAAAUAUGUUUACAAUGUUUGUAAACAAGAGGUCUUAGUAGAUGUGAGUUACAAUUAGGAAAAAGUUAAGGAAAUUGUAAGUUCCUAGGCUACCGAGGAUGUCUUUAUUUUUAAAUUUAAGGAUGUAAUUGUAAUUAUCCGUAAGGAAUGUGAAGUUAUAUGUGAUUCAUAAGGAAAAGAGGAAGUUACAUAUAUAUCUUUUAUUUAAACA
Molecule: messenger RNA, 1028 nt
Organism: Lotus japonicus
Lineage: Eukaryota; Viridiplantae; Streptophyta; Magnoliopsida; Fabales; Fabaceae
Exons: 2
Coding region: 207-812 (201 amino acids)
Source: RefSeq, a predicted model, not a curated record